UCGUCAAACGUGAUCAGUUUUAGCUGUGAGCAUCUGAACUCCUGAGGGUUGUCUCCGUGUGCAAAGACAAGGCAAACUUUCCAGCAGCAUUCGAGCAGGAUUGACGGUAGCUGAUUUAAAUAUCGUUUCAUGUCUGUGAUACUUUGAAUGGAAGAACAGAACUGUGGAUUAAAGUCUCAGAAUUGAGUUAGGUAGCCGAGCUGGUUCACCGGAGAGUGCUGUCAGUGUCCACCAAAACCAUGGCUUCUGCGACCUCCACCCCUGCCGCUCCCGGGAGCCGCUCCGCCAGUCGCCGCAGCGCCGCCGCCGGCCUACCCUCAUCCAGCACCAGUCCUACUCGCUUAUCCCGCAUCCAGGAAAAAGAUGAGCUGCGAUCUCUCAACGACCGCCUUGCCAAUUAUAUUCAGCGGGUUCAAGAGCUGGAGAGUGAGCGGUCCUUCAUGCUUACUCAGCUGGAGGAAAAGGAUGAGUCGAAAAGCCGGGAGAUGGGCAAUGUGCGACGGCUGUACGAGGAGGAGUUGGCCGAUGUCAGAAGGUCCCUGGACGGACUGGCUAGCGAGAGGGCCCGGCUUCAGAUCGACUAUGGAAAUCUAGGCGAUGAGUACAGGAGAUUAAAAGCCAGGAACCAGAAGAAGGAGAGUGAUCUGGCUACUGCAUUGUCCCAGUUAAGGAAGGCUGAGGCUGCCCUGAGCUCCAAGGAUGCUGAGUACACAAAGCUUCUGUCUGAUAACAAAAGACUAAAUGAAGACUCCACUGAUCUGCAGGGGCAGCUGGAAAAUGUAGAGCACACACUGGAUGACAUGAAGAACCAGCUUAGCUCUGAAAUCCUGAGGAGGGUAGCUCUUGAGAAUCAGGUGCAAACGCUUAAAGAGGAACUUGAACUCCAGAGGAACAUCCGCGAGCAGGAGACCACUGAGCUACGACACAGACAUGAAAGCCAACUAAUUGAACUUGAGUCGGGAAGACAAAGAGAGUUUGAGAGUAAACUUGCCCAGUCAAUGCAGAAGCUCCGCCAGGACCAUGAGUCUCAGCUGCAGCAGUACAAGGAAGAGAUGGACAAAACCUACAGUUUAAAGUUACAGAAUGCUGAGCAGGUGGCGCUGGAGAAAAACAAAGUUGCAUCAGCCACCAAUGAUGAACUUGAAACAACAAGGUCAAGAUUGAAAACCCUCAGCUCUCAGCUCCAACAGUAUCAGAAAGAUAAAAGGAUGCUGGAGGGCCGCUUUCAGGACUUGGAGAGAACACUGGACAGUGAGCGAGAUGUUUGGCAGCAAAAACUUGGUCAGAAGGAGCAGGAGCUGCUGAGCUUGAGAAGCCAGAUGUACACCCAGCUGGAAGACUAUGAGAACCUGUUGGACAUCAAGUUGGCUCUGGACAUGGAGAUUAAUGCCUACAGAAAGAUGCUGGAGGUGGAGGAACAGAGACUGCAGCUGUCUCCCAGCCCCUCCCAACAUGCAGCUUUACCUCGAACCCAUGAACAGAGCAGCCGCCGAAUCAGAGGGAAAAAACGGAAACAUGAAGGAGCCUCUGGCAGCUCACCAGCCUACAAAAUGCCCACUCAUUCCAUGGAGCAGGGGGCUGUUUGUGUGGCAGAGAUAGACAUGGAAGGGAAAUAUAUAAAACUGAAGAACAACUCUGAGACGGAGCAGCCACUGGGUGGCUGGGUGGUUCGUAGGAUGUACCGAAAGUCUGAGGACAUCUCCUUCCACAUCCCUUCCUCUUGCAUUUUAGCUUGUGGGGAAACGCUCACAAUCUGGGCAGAAGGUGCAGGUGCAGAGGCUGAUUCUGGAGAUCUGAUUUUGCAGGGUCAUAGGAGCUGGGGCCCCAUCACUGAUGUAAGGGUCAUCCUCCUGAACUCUGACCAUGAAGAAGUAGCUGAGCGCAGGAUGUGUCUGCAGGGCAGAAGUGAAGAGGAAACGGAGCUAGAGUUUGAUGAAGAGUUUGUUGCAGGUAGUGACAUCCAGCAUUAUCACAGACAGAAGCCAAAGAGAAAGAAGAAGUGCUGCUCUGUCUCUUGAGCACAGAGCAGUGUAAAUGAGGAUCUGCCAAAGGAAGCCAGCUGCCUCGUUAUGUGACUGCUUUUCCAACUCCUGCUACCCUUAUUAUUUGCUAUAUUUGCACAAGACUAGACGUGAACUGUGCCUUGAUUUUAUUUUACAGUGUGUGUGUGUGUGAGAGAGAAAAUUAAAACCCUUGUUAUAAUAAUAAAGUACUAUAAAGUCACAA
Cheilinus undulatus (humphead wrasse) is the source of this 2226-nucleotide messenger RNA. RefSeq names its product lamin L3 (gene lmnl3). Bases 240 to 2018 code for a protein of 592 amino acids. The transcript is spliced from 12 exons. The record is from RefSeq and is a predicted model, not a curated record. NCBI's taxonomy places the organism in Eukaryota, Metazoa, Chordata, Actinopteri, Labriformes, Labridae.